GUGCUCUUGCAUUGGAAGCUUUACAUAAGCAAGUAUUACCAUUCUUACUUCGAAGAUUAAAAGAGGAUGUCUUGAAUGAUUUGCCACCUAAAAUCAUUCAAGAUUAUUAUUGCGAACUUAGUGAUUUACAGAAACAACUUUAUGAACAAUUUGCUAAAUCUCAAACAAAGAGCGCUGUUGAAUCAGAGAUUGAUACUGAUGAUAUUGUUGAUGAGAAGAAAGAAAAGAAAACGACACAUAUUUUCCAAGCGAUACAAUAUUUGCGUAAAUUAUGCAAUCAUCCUUUACUUGUGGUUAACAACAAACAUCCACAAUAUCGUACAGUCAUGGAUAAACUUAAAGCCAAUAAGUCUUCUUUACACGAUUUGGAAAAUGCUCCCAAACUACUUGCUUUAAA
Dentiscutata erythropus is the source of this 397-nucleotide messenger RNA. NCBI's taxonomy places the organism in Eukaryota, Fungi, Glomeromycota, Glomeromycetes, Diversisporales, Gigasporaceae. The record is from the annotation of a GenBank genome assembly.